UUUCAGUCUGCCACCAUCGCCUCUGGCUGUUAUAGGUGAUCUGCAGCUGCGGGCUCCUGCUCCCUCCGUCGUCACCGCGGGCCGCUGUGAAACGGCCGCGCGCAUGACGUGCACUGUUUCCCCCCCCCCCCAGCCGGGGUUCGCUGUAGUGCUGAGUUGACUGGAUCGCUCGCCUGCCUGCUGGUUCGCUCGGAGCUUCGGCAGCACCUUUAAUGAGAGCGCCUCACGCAUCCGGACGACUUGCGCCCUCUCUCCCUCUCUCCCUCUCCCUCUCUCUCUUCAGUAACUUUGAUGGGGACCUCGACAUUAGGCUGGGAAAAUGCCUGUGAUGAAGGGAUUAUUAGCGCCGCAGAACACGUUUCUGGACACCAUAGCCACACGGUUUGAUGGCACUCACAGUAACUUCAUCCUGGCCAAUGCUCAGAUGUCGAAGGGCUUUCCCAUCGUCUACUGCUCUGAUGGCUUCUGUGAACUCACAGGCUUUUCUCGGACUGAGGUCAUGCAGAAGAGCUGUGCCUGUAAGUUCCUGUACGGGCCCGAGACCAGCGAAAGCAUCAUCCUGAGCAUCGACGAGGCCUUGGAGGAGCGCAAGGAGUUUAAAAAUGAAAUCAUGUUCUACACAAAGACAGCUGCUCUGUUCUGGUGUCUCCUGGACAUUGUGCCCAUUAAGAAUGAGAAGGGUGACGUGGUGCUGUUCCUGGCCUCAUUUAAGGACAUUACCGACACUAAAGCCAAAGCCAUCCAAGAGGACAAGAAAGAAGAGCGACGACGCGGCAGGGUGAAAACCGGCUCUUCAUUCAGCUCGACUCGUCUGCGGGGCAGCACCGUGCUCUACCACAUCUCUGGUCACCUCCACAGCAGGGAGAAGAGCAAGAUUAAAAUCAACAAGAACGUGUUUGGGGAUCCACCUGCUCUACCGGAAUACAAGGUUGCAGAUGCCAAGAAGUCCAAAUUCAUAUUGCUUCACUACAGCACAUUUAAAGCAGGCUGGGACUGGCUGAUUUUGCUUGCCACCUUCUACGUUGCUGUGACAGUGCCCUACAACGUGUGCUUCAUCGGCGACGAUGAUGAUCUGACCCGCAGCACCACUGUCAGCGACAUCGGUGUGGAGAUUCUCUUCAUCAUAGACAUUAUUUUUAAUUUUCGCACCACUUUCGUCAGCAAGUCCGGCCAGGUAAUCUUUGACGCUCGACAGAUAUGCAUCCAUUACCUGACGACGUGGUUCAUCAUCGACCUAGUGGCCGCACUGCCCUUUGACCUGCUCUAUGCGGUCAAAGUCAGCGUGGUGUCCGUGGUGCAUCUGUUAAAAACCGUCCGUCUGCUGCGUUUGCUGAGGCUCCUGCAGAAGAUGGACCGCUACUCGCAGCACAGCACGGUGGUCCUGACCCUGCUCAUGUCUAUGUUCGCCCUCCUGGCCCACUGGAUGGCCUGCAUCUGGUACAUCAUCGGCAAGAUGGAGAUGGAGGCCAACGCCUACAACUGGGAUAUCGGGUGGCUCCAUGAGCUCGGGAAGCGUUUGGAGUCUCCAUAUGCCGGCAUGGCAGACGUUAACACGACUGGCAGCGGUCCCUCUAUCCGUAGCGUCUACAUCGCUUCCCUCUACUUCACCCUCAGCAGCCUGACCAGCGUGGGCUUCGGCAACGUGUCUGCAAACACUGACGCUGAGAAGAUCUUUUCUGUUUGCAUCAUGCUCAUCGGAGCACUGAUGCAUGCCUUGGUCUUUGGCAAUGUGACAGCCAUUAUCCAGAGGAUGUACUCCCGCUGGUCUCAGUACCACACCAGGACCAAAGACCUGAAGGAUUUCAUUCGCGUCCAUCAUCUGCCACAGAGCCUCAAGCAGCGAAUGCUCGAGUACUUCCAGACAACCUGGUCGGUCAAUAACGGAAUCGACUGCAAUGAGCUGCUAAAGGACUUUCCGGAUGAGCUGCGAUCCGACAUCACCAUGCAUCUCAACAAAGAGAUCCUGGAACUGUCAUUGUUUGCCUCGGCCAGCCGCGGCUGCCUGCGCUCGCUGUCGCUGCACAUUAAGACCUCCUUUUGCACCCCGGGGGAGUACCUCCUCCGACAGGGCGACGCUCUCCAGGCCGUCUUCUUCGUCUGCUCGGGGUCCAUGGAAGUGCUGAAAGAUGGAAUGGUGUUAGCCAUCCUGGGUAAAGGUGACCUGAUCGGCGCGAACCUGUCAUUAGACAACCGUGUGAUAAAAACCAACGCAGAUGUGAAAGCCCUGACCUACUGUGACCUGCAGUGUAUCAACCUGAAAGGGCUCUAUGAGGUGCUGGACCUCUACCCUGAGUACUCUCACCACUUUGUCCAGGACAUCCAGCAGGACCUCACAUACAAUCUGCGGGAGGGACAUGAGACACACGUGAAGACCAGACUAUCAACAGCAGCACAGGAGUCUCAGUCUGGGGUUAGAAGGAACGGGCGCGUGGUUCAGGGCCAACCUACGGUAGCCGAGGCCCGGGAGGAACACGAGGGCGACUCGGACGAGGACGAGCACGACAACGCCGAGUCUGUAUCUCUUCUGACGGAGCACCAUCGACCUGAGGACCUCAGGGACACCGUUGGGAAGUCUCCUCUGUGCCAGCCCCGCCAGAAGACCGUCACUCGCAGCUUGGGUCGCUCUCAGAAAAACCUUCAGGAAUUCACGCCGACUGCUCUAGACCCUUCAAACCUCAGCCCCAGGAUAGUGGAUGGUACCGAAGACAGUGAGGGAACAGAAACUUCGCAGAUGUUCUCCUUUUCCACCGGCCUCGGCUGUCCUGUCAGUGAACCAACCAGUGCCUCGACGUCAGCCACAGGCAUGCUGCAUAUCAGCACAACAGAAUUAGCAGCAAAAGCAGAGGAGACCAGGGGACAACUGAGACACCUCGACCAGCAGGUGAGCACCCUGAGGAGGGAAGUAGCGGACCUUGGGCAGGUCAUGAAGAGAAUGGCCACGCUGAUGGAGGCUCUCACGCCGUCGGUGCCCCAACCUGCAAUAAUCUGUCCCACUCGCUACUCCCCAGCCCACCAAACGUACCUGCACUGCCCGUCCCCUCCACAGCCCUGCCACUCACCGUCCAAAGCUGCCCCCAUCUGGACAGACCCGCCCAUGCCUUUGCCCUGCUCGUCCCUCACCAUCUCUCAGCAGCACUCCGCGAUGUGCUACGCGGACUCUCUGACGCACAGACCCCAGAGCCUGCAGUUGGUUUGUCCAGCUAUUAUACCCAAGUCAACUCCCCCUUUAACUCCAGAUUUAUCGUCUCGGCAACCACCGCCGCCGCUAUCCGUCAUCCCGGAGCCUCCGCUGCCUUCUAGUUCUAUCAGGUUAAGGGUACACAGUUCGCUUCCGCUGGACGGGGGGGGUGAGGACCCUCACAAGAGCCCUGGAUGCUCUUCUCAAACUGGACCCGUAAGACUCUACCUAAGCCAGAGCUAGGGGUUUUGUAGCAGAUCUCCUUUAGAACUCUCCUGGACUCUGCAGGACAAUUUCCAGGACGCUUUUUAUUUUUUAUUUUUGGGAUAUUCCUGAACUAAAUAGACGACUGUUUAGCUGCUGCCUCCAAGGCAUCUACAGUAGAGGAAUGCAACAAGCAAUUCUUUUUGUUUUGGAAGCUUUUAAAAAUCCAAUUGCAUGAGGACAGAAAAUGUUUAGGUGUAUAGCUUUAUAAAAACAAAACGUAGUGCUCUUAAGUGGCAUGUAGAGGUUUGAGUCGGCUUUGGAGUUUUAUGGUGGUAGAUUAAUGUAUGAGGUUGAUCUUUAGUCCCACACCUUGAGGCUCCUCGGACUGGACUCUGCCGUAAUGGAGGUCGAGACAUUAACAUCGAAGAAGAGAGCAGUGGUGUGUGCUCUCUGCUUUCCCCUCUUCUUCUGCCUGUUAACCCUUCUUUCCUUACUCACUCAACCCUGGUCGGAUGCUCUGGCUGCAAUAGAACAAUGCAUGACUGGUUGAAUUUGGAAAAGAGGACACUGUGAAACGAGAGAUGGGGCGUCUCGUGCUCUUUACCCACCUGCCCAAGAGGAAAAAGGGGGUAAAAGGAUGAAGGAAAAUGUCUGUUGGAACGGUACUGAUGGUGGCGAGGGACUCGUGCUACGCCUUUGGCAGAACAACCCCUGCUGUGGUCUGUCACACUGAGCACAGGGACUCUUUGCCUCCCCCUACUUUUGCCUCGCUUUUUCAAAUGCCCCCACCCUCCUUACCCCUAUUUCUCUCUGCAUGCCUUUCCAAACCUUUCGAGUAGUGCCUGUAGACACACAUUAACAUGCUGCAUGUCGCCCCUUGGAGAUCCAGCUUGCCAUUUACCCCUUCUAUUUAAAGGAAACACAGUUUGGUAUUUUAAUCGCUAAACCUGGCAUUUACUGAUGCAUAUUUAGCAGAAGUCAGCUCUGUUUAAACAAGGGUUAUUUUGGGGCACAAGGUAGUCACUCCUGCUGUAAAGUGGCUUGGAGCAAAUGUUCUCCAAUUGGGUCACGAGCCACGCCAUAAUGCAUCCCCCCCCUGAUUGGCGGCCUGGGUUAGCAGCUCUGAGAUUUCAGUUCACUCACCUGUUGGGGUGAAGGCAAUAUUCCCUCAUAAAGCACAAUAGGGAAAUAAAGGAAAUAAAGACACUAAUAUAUACUUAUAUAUAUAUGUACCAUCUAUGAAUGUAUCCACACUAAAAAUGUAUUUUUUUCUACUUUAGAGAAUUCAGACGUGUGCAAUGGCCAUAAACAAUGCAACCCGCGAAGGAAGUUAUGGCAGUGCUGUUCGCUGGUCUCAGCUGAUGCAACGUUAAACCAGGAAUACGGUCAUAACUUUUGUCCCAACAGAUCUGCUCUCGUCAUCUCAACUCCUGUAGCUUUGACUCUGCUUCUCUGCAAAUGGAAUGUACUGUAACAACCUUUUCCCUUUUUUUAUAUUUAUCAGAUAAACACAUGUGCUAUUAAAAAACACAAAACAAACAUGA
Messenger RNA from Xiphophorus hellerii (green swordtail), 4929 nucleotides. RefSeq names its product potassium voltage-gated channel, subfamily H (eag-related), member 8 (gene kcnh8). Gene Ontology annotation, biological process: potassium ion transmembrane transport; regulation of membrane potential. Lineage: Eukaryota; Metazoa; Chordata; Actinopteri; Cyprinodontiformes; Poeciliidae. Gene Ontology annotation, cellular component: plasma membrane. Gene Ontology annotation, molecular function: voltage-gated potassium channel activity. The coding region runs from base 320 to 3421 and encodes 1033 amino acids. The record is from RefSeq and is a predicted model, not a curated record. The transcript has 16 exons.